CAUCAUUCCGUCUAUCCUGCACUGUUGAGCUCCGCCUACUCCUGUCACAUGAUCCUCCCCACAGGUCCUUCAGCCUCAGUCAUAUCUUUAAUGCUAAACUUUGCCCCCAAAUGUACUGAUCACAUGAUUGUGACAUCAUCACAGGUCCUACACCUCCAGCAGAUACAGAGCAGGUCCUGUUGGGGCAGUCACUGCUGUUGUGUUGUGUGUGGAGAUCUCUCAGAGCAGCAGCCCCUGAUCAUAUGACUCCUCCUCCUCCAUGUGACUGAUCACAUGACGGUGACAUCAUCGCAGGUCCUGUAAGCACACGGCUCCUCUACAGAUACAGGUUUCUCCAAUCCAGGAUCCUCUGCUGAUAUCUUCUAUAUAAGAGAAUUCUCCUGGAUGACCCAUCAACCAUGGAGAGAGACAGGAACAAGAUGGCCGACAGGAUCAUAAACCUCACCCUACAGAUACUCUUCCGGCUUACUGGAGAGGAUUACACAGUAGUGAAGAAGUCCUCUAGUGGGCGCUGUUGGGCCCCUGAUUGUGAAGGAUGGGGAAGAACCCUAAGCCCAAUCCCGGGGCCCCCACCUCACUCCCUAAUACAUGAGGAAAUGGAUGAACAGAAGAUCCUAGAACUCAUCAACAAGAUGGUGGAGCUGCUGACUGGAGAGGUUCCUAUAAGGUGUCAGGACGUGGCGGUCUAUUUCUCCAUGGAGGAGUGGGAGUAUGUAGAAGGACACAAGGAUCAGUACAAGGAUCAGGUCAUGAUGGAGGAUCAGCAGCCCCUCACAUCACCAGUCAGAUCCAGUAAGAGAACAGCACCAGAGAGGUGUCCCCGUCCUCUUCUUCCACAGGAUGAUCAGGGAGAAGAUCCGAACAAUAUUAAUGCUCCAGAGACAGAUGUGAGCGGUGAAGAGCAGUAUAAGGAGGACAUUCCUACAGGAAGAGAUCUGAUCUAUAUUAAUGCUACAGACAUAAAGAAAGAAGAAGAGACAGAUAUGAGCAGUGAUGAGCAGUAUAAGGAGGACAUUCCUACAGGUAACCUCCCAGAUUCUUGUACCAGGAGAUCAGAGGAGAAUCUUAUAUCUUCAGAUUAUAAAGCAGAUGAUGAUAUCACACAAGAUACAUAUGAAGAACAUUCCAUUAUCCCAGAUACACCCUCAGCCCUUCACAGCCAAGAUCUGUCAUCUCAUCCUUAUAUACAGGUUCUGUCUUCUCACUCAUCACAGGAUGUUAAGGAAAAAGGUCACAGAAGGGGUGUUGGACACGUAAGAGAUCAUACAGGAAAGAAACCAUAUUCAUGCUCAGAAUGUGGGAAAUCUUUUACUCAGAAAUCAGGUAUUGUUACACAUCAGAGAUAUCACACAGGAGAGAAGCCAUUUUCAUGUUCAGAAUGUGAAAAAUGUUUUACUAAGAAAUCAGAUCUUGUAGUACAUCACAGAACUCACACAGGGGAGAAGCCAUUUUCAUGUCCAGAAUGUGGGAAAUGUUUUGCUAAGAAAUCAGAUCUUGUUAGGCAUCAAAGAACUCACAAAGGCAAGAAGCCAUUUUCAUGUUCAGAAUGUGAAAAAUGUUUUACUAAGAAAUCAGAUCUUGUAGUACAUCACAGAACUCACACAGGGGAGAAGCCAUUUUUAUGUACAGAAUGUGGAAAAGGUUUUACUAAGAAAUCAGAUCUUGUAGUACAUCACAGAACUCACACAAAAAAGAAGCCAUUUUCAUGUUCAGAAUGUGGAAAAUGUUUUAAUAAGAAAUCACAUCUUGUUGAACAUCACAGAACUCACACAGGGGAGAAGCCAUUUUUAUGUUCAGAAUGUGGGAAAUGUUUUACUCAGAAAUCAAUUCUUGUUGUACAUAAAAGAACUCACACAGGAGAGAAGCCAUGUUCAUGUUCAGAAUGUGGGAAAUGUUUUACUUUUCAAUCAAGUCUUGUUAGACAUCAAAGAACUCAUACAGGAGAGAAGCCAUUUUCAUGUUCAGAAUGUGGAAAAUGUUUUGUUCAGAAAUCAAAUCUUGUUCAACAUCAAGGAACUCACACAGGGAAGAAGCCAUUUCCAUGUUCAAAAUGUGGGAAAUGUUUUACUCAGAAACCGCAUCUUGUUGUACAUCAAAGAACUCACACAGGAGAGAAGCCAUUUUCAUGUUCAAAAUGUGGGAAAUGUUUUACUAAGAAAUCAAGUCUUCAUCAGCAUCAACGAGCUCAUACAGGAAAGAAACCAUAUUCAUGCUCAGAAUGUGGGAAAUGUUUUACUAAGAAAUCAAGCUUUGUUGAUCAUCAAAAAACUCACACAGGAGAGAAGCCGUUUUCAUGUUCAGAAUGUGGGAAAUGUUUUACUAAGAAAUCAUAUAUUGUUACACAUCAAAGAACUCACACAGGGGAAAAGCCAUUUUCAUGUGCAGAGUGUGGAAAAAGUUUUGCUGACAAAUCAGCUCUUGGUUAUCAUCAAAAAACUCACACAGGGGAGAAGCCAUUUCCAUGUUUAGAAUGUGGAAAAUGUUUUGCUCAGAAAUCAGAUCUUGUUAAACAUCAGAGAACUCACACAGGGGAGAAGCCAUUUUCCUGUUCAGAAUGUGAAAAAUGUUUUACUGAGAAAUCAAGUCUUGUUCAUCAUCAAAAAACUCACACAGGGGAGAGGCCAUUUUCAUGUUCAGAAUGUGGAAAAUGCUUUACUUGGAAAUCACGUCUUGUUAAUCAUCAGAGAACCCACACUGGGGAGAAGCCAUUUUCAUGUUCAGAAUGUGGAAAAUGUUUUACUGAGAAAGCAACACUUAAAAAACAUAUAAGAACUCACACAGGAGAGAAGCCAAUUCAGAGCAAUAUAUGAUGCAGAUAUCACAUCUAUAUAUUAACCAUGUACAUAGGAUAUCUGACAUUUAUACAUAUAUCAUAUACUGCAGGGGUUUCAAACUGGCGGCCCUCCAGAUGUUGCAAAACUUCAACUCCCAGCAUGCCUGUGAGGGGAGUCAGCUUGUUAUACGUAUUCAUAUAACCUUUUAUAAUAAUCCUUUUUAUGAUUAUACACCAUGUCUAUAGUCCACCAUCUUGUCUAUGUUCCUUCAUUAUGAAUUGAGUGUGAACUUUACCAGCAAUUAUAACCAGGAAACUUGUAAACAAGAACCACAACUGCUGAGCGUACAGAAAACUCCAAGGCUACUGAGUCUGGCUAUCAUACUUAUAAUGCAAUAUAAUUCGCGUUCGGGAGCUGGCAAGGAUGAUAGGGAUAGAAAUAACACCGAUUGUGGAGACCAGGGUAUGGUGACUCCUAGAAUGCUUUUCAUUAGCCCGGCGCAGGCAUACCAGAAGGGUUGGACAAUAGGGCACGUCCAUAGCACAUGAUACUGUGUGCCCCUGUGUCCACAACCUCGCCAACAUGUAUCUGGGACAGACUGGUAAAAAACAGCUAGCUUGUCUGGAGUAUGAUACCAGCGUAAGAUUGUUUUAUAGGCCGAUUCUACGUGUGAGGAGCAUUACGAAAAGCUUCAUGCCAGGUAGGCAUUGGAAAGGAUGUAUGUAGCUCCCUCUCCCACAUUCUCAAGGGGUAAGGUUUUGAAAGUGUGUUCGUUAGUAAUAAGGCUAAAUAUAUUGGUUUUAGACCUUUCUGUGGUGAUGUAAGUAAUCUGAUAGCUGAGCCAUCCAUAUUUCCCUGAGAAGGAUGUAGAUUCUGUAAGAGGUGCCUAAGUUGUAAGAACUUGUAAAAAUCACGUGGCGGGAUGUCAUACUUCAGGGUUAAGUCUGAGUAGGACAUCAACAUUCCAUCUAUGAGCAUGUGUCUAAGUUGUAGAAUGCCCUUCGCUAUCCAAGGGGAUAAAUCAAAAUUCGGGAUUUGACCUUUCAGGAAUGUCAGUGGUAAGUCAGUUCUCACCAAGGGGACUGGGUUCGCCAUAAGAGAUAGAAAAAAUGUCCAAGCCAUAUAGGAAGCCUUAACUAUAGGAUUGGUGAGUAAGGGGGGGGGUGUUCCAAUAUGGGGCGUAUAAUACAUCUUUUAGUCUAAAUGGGGCUACGUAAAAGUUUUCUUUUUGACCCAAGGGAGGGACGCUGAGUUGCACCACCAACGCUUAAUCAAAGCCACCAAUGUAGCCACAUAGUAGAAUUGUAUGUUCGGGGCGCUCAGACCACCAGCUAAUCUGGGGCGUGACAUAAUGUGCGAGGACAGCCUGGGUUUCCUGCCCGCCCAUAUGGUUUCAUAUUUGUUUAUUAGUUUAUCAAUUAUACAUAAUACACAAUACAAAUCAAACAACGAAAAAAGUUUUCCUGGCAAAACAGGUAAAGAAAAGAGAAGUACAAAACAAAAUACCAUAUAUCAUGUUAGACAAAGUAGGAAGAGUCUUUGAUCCCAAGGGCAUGGCAGACGCAUUCGCCAGCUAUUAUGAAACUCUGUAUAACUUAAAGGAUGACCAUGAGACCACUCAUCCAACUCCAGAAGUAAUAAACGAGUUCCUGGUGAGUGCAUCGUUGCCAUGUCUCUCUAGCAUACAAGCUGCUGAAUUAUCCUCCCCCUUUACUAGAGAGGAAGUUAAAAAUCAUAUCCGUCUUUUUAAAUCAGAUAAAUCUCCAGGUCCGGACGGGCUGUUAAAGGGGUACUCCGCCCCUA
Molecule: messenger RNA, 4577 nt
Organism: Hyla sarda
Lineage: Eukaryota; Metazoa; Chordata; Amphibia; Anura; Hylidae
Product: oocyte zinc finger protein XlCOF6-like
Exons: 8
Coding region: 399-2810 (803 amino acids)
Biological process (GO): regulation of DNA-templated transcription
Source: RefSeq, a predicted model, not a curated record